Bombina bombina (fire-bellied toad) is the source of this 1645-nucleotide messenger RNA. Its product is annotated as NADH-cytochrome b5 reductase 2. Bases 75 to 989 code for a protein of 304 amino acids. The record is from RefSeq and is a predicted model, not a curated record. Gene Ontology annotation, molecular function: FAD binding; oxidoreductase activity. Gene Ontology annotation, cellular component: mitochondrion. The transcript is spliced from 9 exons. NCBI's taxonomy places the organism in Eukaryota, Metazoa, Chordata, Amphibia, Anura, Bombinatoridae.
AGCAGGUCUAUGAAGUGGGAUGUUCUUGGUGCCUUUCUGCAAGAAGCAGAAGCAGCUAAAACACCAGAGCUGCCAUGGAUAUUGCUUUGGAUUCCAACCUGAUUAUUGCUCUAGUUGUUAUUGGAACGACCAUUCUGAUCUUCCUGGUUAAAUCUGCUGGAUCUAAAGAGAAGAAAAAUCCACUAACUCUGCGGGAUCCCAAUGCAAAGUAUCCACUACCUCUUAUUGAAAAACAGGAAAUCAGCCAUGACACUAAGAAAUUUAUUUUUGGACUACCCUCUGCAGAACAUGUUCUGGGCCUCCCUAUAGGUCAGCAUGUUUAUCUCUCAGCCAAAGUCAAUGGGAGCCUGGUGGUGCGGGCUUAUACACCUGUGUCCAGUGAUGAGGUGAAAGGCCAUGUUGAUUUGAUUGUAAAGGUUUAUUAUAAAAAUGUAAAUCCUAAAUUCCCAGAAGGAGGAAAAAUGUCCCAGUAUUUGGACAACAUGAAAAUUGGUGAUACAAUAGACUUCCGGGGUCCAAAUGGUCUCCUUGUCUACAAAGGAAAGGGUAAAUUUUCCAUUCGACCAGACAAAAAAUCAGAACCUCAGAUUAAAUCAACAAAACAUAUUGGGAUGCUUUCUGGGGGAACAGGUAUUACUCCCAUGCUACAACUGAUCCGGCAUAUUACUCAGGACCCAAAUGAUAACACAAAAUGUUCCCUCAUCUUUGCCAACCAGACUGAAGAGGAUAUUCUGUUACGCAAAGAACUAGAAGAAGUUGCCAAUAACCAUCCAGAUCAGUUUAAGCUCUUCUUCACGCUGGACCGACCACCACAAGGUUGGAAUUUUGGAUCUGGUUUUGUCACCGCAGACAUGAUAAAAAAGCAUCUACCUCCUCCAUCAGACGAUGUCCUGGUACUUAUGUGUGGACCUCCUCCAAUGAUACAGUUUGCUUGCCAAGAUAACUUGACAAAGCUUAACUACCCAGAGGACAGAAGAUUUGCUUACUAGCUCUAAGCAGUCCAUUCAAUAUCAGGAUAAAUGUGCAGAAACAGAUCAUUGUCAUAACAUUCCUCUUUCAUAAACAUAAUAUAAAUGAGUCCAUAUGGGCCAUCUGAUAAUACUGAAAGCAGUAUCUUAUAUGUAAAGAGUUUUUUUUUAUAGACACUAAUGAUAAUGUAAUAUACAAAGGUUUUCUGAUGUGUUUAACCUAUUUUGGUUUUGUUUCAAAGUCAGUAAAAGGAAAUAUGUCACUAUACAUAAAAAUGUACUAAUUUUAGUGGACAAACGCAAGAAGUGCACUUCUGACUUUGCUUAUCAACUUGCUGAAGAAUACUUAUUAGAUGGAUCAAGAAAUAACGUUUCUGUUACCUCUAAGAAAGACCAUUUAUAUCCCAUUUUGCAUUCUCGUACAUAUGGACAACAGAUACUUCACUCAGGGAUUUUUUUUACGACAAGUCUAUAGAUGUUUUUGGAUUGUACCAUUUUAAUGUUGUUAAUUUUUAAUACAAGAUGUGUAUUUGCAAUAAUUAUUGUGCCUGUCCUUACACUGUGAAUAAUAGUGUUAAUAUCUCAUUAUACAACAGUCAGUAUUAAUUGUGCCUUUAACCCCAAAUCCUCCAAAAUCCAAAUGUAUCAAUCAUCAAUAAAACAAACACAUUUGUGAA